This is a messenger RNA of Trichoplusia ni (cabbage looper), 3168 nucleotides long. Its product is annotated as ecdysone-inducible protein E75. Gene Ontology annotation, molecular function: nuclear receptor activity; zinc ion binding; RNA polymerase II cis-regulatory region sequence-specific DNA binding. The coding region runs from base 968 to 2830 and encodes 620 amino acids. The record is from RefSeq and is a predicted model, not a curated record. Lineage: Eukaryota; Metazoa; Arthropoda; Insecta; Lepidoptera; Noctuidae. The transcript has 3 exons. Gene Ontology annotation, biological process: hormone-mediated signaling pathway; negative regulation of transcription by RNA polymerase II; cell differentiation.
UAAAUAAAAAUAAAUAUUUUGGGAUUCAUACCUUAGCUAAACAGGGCAAUUGAACGAUAUUGAAAAGUUCGUAGCACUGUGCUACGACCACUACACAAAGCGUAGCAGUAAACAUGUAUUUGAUUUUGGAAAGUACGAGACUCGCAAUUUUUUCAAGUGUGCUUCAAUUCAUUUUAUUUUUUGCGGAUAUUCAUAAAACUACAAAAUCCAUGAAUUAAAUAUGCAUACAAUACAAGCGUUGAAAAUAGUUAGCUUCAAGUCUAUCAAAACAAAACUUUGUAUUGUUUGGUAUUCGUCCAGGCACUUAAUUGACUUUGAUAAAAAUAGAAUAGUUUUUGCAACUAUCGCUAAUACUGCUUUAAUAUAUAUUCAUUAAGAUUAAAAAAAAAAAAGAUUAACAAUGCAGAUCAAAUUCGGUAAUCAAACAAUAAAUGGUAACAUACCAAUUUUAUUGUUAACAACAUUUGCUAAAUCACAAUAUUUUCUCUGAAAUUAUUAAAUUAACUAACACUUUAUGAUGUGGUCUAAAUCGUAGUAAAUCGUUAUUUGACUAAAAAUCGUACCAAAGGCACAGUGCAAGCCCAACAAAGGCCAACCAUAAUAAAAAAUGUUGGUUGUGAACAAUGGGAUCGUGCAUCUGGUGCGGCCCACAUCGCGCAGCGAAAGUCAGGAGAAAUGGCGAGAGCCGCGAGCUCUCCGCUUUCGUUUUCAACCGCGCGGCGUGCACGCAAACACUUUCACCGACGUGCGCGCAUGAACGCCGCAAGCGCCGCGCCCGCCCCUGGCGCAUACUACAUUUUGGUCCACGACGUGCCUAGCGCGAGAAAGUCGUAACACUUUUAGCGUGACCUCGCAGUUCGGGCUUUGUCACUCGUCAUUCAAACUAGUUCACUUAACCGCGCCGCAUUCAGAGUUCCCCACGGAUUUCGUAUUAAGUUCGGCGCGCCAGACUAGGGUGGGCCACGCGAUGCGACGGCCGAUGAACUCUACCCUCGCGGCGUCAGCUGCGCGUGCACAUGGCCUGCCGUGCACACGCGCGCACUUAACGACAGCUGCAACCCAGACCGUGCGAUUCGGUCGUGUCCCAAAGCGCGAGAAAGCGCGCAUCCUUGCAGCAAUGCAACAAUCCUCCACGUCACGAGCAAAUGAGCAAGCUGCGGCGGCAGAGUUAGACGAUGCCCCGAGAUUGCUGGCGCGCGUGGUGCGCGCUCACCUCGACACCUGCGAGUUCACGCGGGAUCGCGUCGCCGCCAUGCGCGCACGUGCUCGUGACUGUCCCACCUACUCGCAACCCACUUUGGCUUGCCCCCUAAACCCUGCGCCAGAGCUACAAUCAGAGAAGGAAUUCUCUCAACGGUUUGCGCACGUCAUUCGUGGCGUAAUAGACUUCGCUGGGCUCAUUCCUGGCUUCCAGCUGCUCACACAGGAUGACAAAUUCACGCUGCUCAAAAGUGGACUAUUUGAUGCGUUGUUUGUGCGGCUAAUUUGUAUGUUUGAUGCGCCACUCAAUAGUAUAAUUUGCCUAAACGGUCAAGUCAUGAAACGGGACUCUAUCCAAAGUGGCGCCAAUGCAAGGUUCCUCGUGGAUUCUACGUUUAAAUUCGCCGAGCGAAUGAACUCUAUGAACCUAACAGACGCAGAAAUCGGUCUUUUCUGUGCUAUAGUGCUCAUCACACCAGAUAGGCCUGGACUUCGCAACGUAGAACUUGUGGAAAGAAUGCACGCGCGACUUAAGGCGUGUUUGCAAACAGUCAUUGCUCAGAACAGGCCCGACCGGCCAGGAUUCCUUAGAGAAUUAAUGGAUACCCUGCCUGACCUACGCACCCUUAGCACACUUCACACCGAGAAACUAGUAGUUUUUCGCACUGAACACAAAGAAUUACUACGCCAGCAAAUGUGGACAGAUGAAGAGGGUGUCAUGUCAUGGGGUGAUUCUGGAGCUGACGAGUCGGCACGAAGCCCAAUUGGAUCAGUAUCGAGCAGCGAGUCCGGCGAAGCCGUCGGAGACUGCGGCACGCCCCUGCUAGCCGCUACGCUGGCCGGGCGUCGGCGACUGGACUCACGAGGGUCCGUAGAUGAAGAAGCCCUGGGUGUUGCACACCUCGCACAUAACGGGCUCACCGUCACGCCAGUCCGCCCGCCGCCUCGCUACCGCAAACUGGACUCACCAACAGAUUCUGGUAUUGAGUCAGGAAAUGAGAAGCACGAAAGAAUAGUUGGACCUGGUUCAGGUUGCUCAAGCCCGAGAUCUUCACUAGAGGAGCACUCGGAUGACAGGCGGCCACCCCCCACAGCGGAUGACAUGCCAGUGCUCAAACGUGUGCUAGAAGCGCCACCGCUAUAUCACACCACUUCGCUGAUGGACGAGGCGUACAAACCUCACAAGAAAUUCCGUGCGAUGCGUCGUGACACCGGCGAGGCCGAAGCGCGUGUAGUCAGGCCGGCGCCCUCAGUGCAGCCGCCACAACACCCGCACCCCGCCAGCCCGGCGCACCCGGCGCACUCCCCGCGCCCCCUGCGCGCCUCGCUAUCCUCCACGCAUUCAGUGCUGGCCAAGAGCCUCAUGGAGGGUCCCCGCAUGACCCCCGAGCAGCUGAAGCGCACCGACAUCAUCCAGCAGUACAUGCGGCGCGGGGAGGCGGGCGCCGCGGUGGAGGGCUGCCCGAUGCGCACGGGAGGUCUCCUCACAUGCUACCGGGGCGCGUCGCCCGCGCCGCAGCCCGUUAUGGCGCUGCAGGUGGACGUGUCGGACGCGGACGCGCCCCUCAACCUCUCCAAGAAGUCGCCGUCGCCGCCGCGCUCCUUCAUGCCGCAGAUGUUGGAGGCGUGAGACCGGCCCGCGGAGCCACUUGUCUCCGCCACCCCACCCCGACCUACUUUAAAUUAAAUGAACUAGUAAAUAGUAAUCGUUCGCAGAUCGUUUUAAUAUAUUAUAUGUGAUAAUUUGAUUAGGACGCGUGAGUGCGUGGCCGGCGCCGGACGAGGAGAGCGCAAUAGACUGAAAAAUAAUUUAAGACUAUAUAAGUGUAAUUUAUAAAUGCAAUGCAGCGCCGGUCGCGGUGUGUUUGUUGUGUGUAUUGUAUGUGCGUAUGUGAGCGUGCUCAGUCAUUUGUUUGUUAAUAUAAUGACAGGUUGUCGAACUAAAAUAAAAGAAUCUUGUAAAAAUUA